AUGCUGAUAACUUGCGGAAUGAUGAGGUUGAUUAUCUUUAUUUUAAAAUUGAUAGAAUAGAGCACAUUUUGGCUCUAAGUUCACAGGUUGUGGAUAUCGAAUGCAGUGUAUUUCAGUAUGUAAGGGAUGCUAAGGAACUUAAAGCAGAUGAGUUGGACUGGGUCUCUACGAUAAUGAUCAAGGAUAUUGUACACAAAAAGUCUUAA
Molecule: messenger RNA, 206 nt
Organism: Pocillopora meandrina
Lineage: Eukaryota; Metazoa; Cnidaria; Anthozoa; Scleractinia; Pocilloporidae
Source: the annotation of a GenBank genome assembly